AUGGCGAGGGCCAAAGCGCAGGUUCUGCACGGCGAAAGGCGUGCCAGAUCUUCCGACUCGCUGUUGCUCUCGAAGCGGAUCGUCUACCGGAUGAAGGAGAACCUCGUCCAGAACCCCGACAAGUCCCUCAUUGAUUGGUUCGUUUCGAUUUCUAUGAAACUGACACCGACAUUCUUGAGGGCCUAUGAAAAGGGAAAAAUGGGGUUUCAGGAACUCUAGAGUGACCCUAUAGGAUCUCCUUACCAACCCUAUAGGGGCCAUUAAAGUUUGCAAAAGUGGUCCCUAUAGAAGUUUCAGUUAAUAACCCCUAUAGGGGACACUCUCUGCGAAGAAGCAUUUUCAUGCGAAAAACUAAACAAAUAACCUUUUUUGAACGAAAUCGAUAGACCCCCAUAGGGACCACUUUUCGACCUCUCUAGGGACUACUUUACCAACCCCUAUAGGGGCCACUAAAGCUUGCAAAAGUGGUCCCUAUAGGGGAAUUACAAGUCGAUAUAUUUUAUGAACUCUAUGAGAAGAAUAAUUUUCAUGCGAAAAAAACUUAAAAAAACAACCUUUUUUUGAAUAGAUUUUUGAAAGACCCCCCCAUAGGGACCACUCAAGCUUUAGGAUCUUGGGGGUGAGCCCCUAUAGGGACCACUUUUUCGACCUCUAAAGAGGCUGUUUUCCCGUCAAACCCCUAUAGGGAUCACUUUAAAAUUCCUAAAUAGAGAUUUUCAUUCUGAAUCGAACGGUCUACUCAAAAUAAUCACUGUGAAGAAUUUUUAUUUUUCCCUCUUUUAAUUUUGAAAUAUGCUUUGGAUCGGUGUACAGACAACUGUCUACAGUAGUCACGCCAACUUGCACAACUCUCAAAAUAUCUUUCAGUUUGAUCGAGACCCGAAUCGCGACAGCCGACAAAAACUUGGCCAUCAAUGAACUUGUCGAAAUGCGCGAUCAAGUCAAGGUUCUCACAUUUCUCACAUUUUGAACUUCAAAAAUAAUUAUUUUGCUCAGAAGUCACUGAAAUAUGCCAUGGAAACGGGUGAAGCCACCGGCUAUCUGACUUUUCUGAAGCCGGAAUGCUUCAACAUGCUGAAGAGAGAACGUGAGUCUUUUGUCUGCGCUCUCCAUUAACCACACACUGUCUCUUUUUUUUUAUCGUGUCAGGACCCAUUUUCCGAUGGCUCAAGCCAGCUUUCAAUAUUAUUUUUAUACAGUGUUAAACGUCCUUUUUCGGUAGAAUUUUAGGUUUUAAUGUUCUUACCCUCGAAAAAUCCUAUGUAAAGUGAGAAUAUAGCUGAUUUACGGCUAGGGGGCGUGGCCUGUCUGCGCUCUCCACUAACCAGGCGCUAUCUCUUUUCUUAUCGUGUCAGGACCCAUUUUCCGAUGGCUCAAGCCAACCGUGAAUCAGAUAUAAAGUUGGUGGAAAGUUCAAUGCUGAAUCGAUUUUUUAUCGAAAUAAGUGGAAUUAUUCUAUUGAUUCAUAUCUUCAUAAAGAUUUAUAAAUAACAACCGAGAAUCAGGAUUCUGCUCUAAAGCUCCACAUCAUCUUUGUGAUUCAUUCUGAAAUCUAAAAUCGAGAUUUUUUUUUUCCGAUUCUAGAAAAAAAAGCACAAAAAGUAUCAAAAAAACAAUAAAAAAAUAUUAUUUUUAAAUCACCAAAAUUGCCCAUUUUUUUGCACUAGUUUCUUUCAAUUUAGGAAACGAUACGUCCUUGAAAAAAAUAUUUUUUUAUAGUCUGUUUUUUUGGCGACCUUAAAAGCCUACUCUGCGCCCCCUUUAUCUCUCGACGCCUCUCUCAUGUUUACGUGCUAUUUCCAUGUUUCUCUGACCUCGCCGGUGAGAGAACAGAGAGACGCAGACACGCGAGAACUGCCAAGUCGCGGCGGACGAACUAUAAUAUUUGAAACUGUUAUACUUUUGAUAAUCGCUCUAAGGACUUUAGAAAGUACUUAAUCAAUUUUUCUUCGAAUAUCUUUUUUUAUUUACAAUUUUUUACUUGAUUCGAAUAAACGAAAAAAUCAAUGAAAUUUUCUCAUUCAUCCAUUUCCGAUUCAAGUCGUGACGAGAAUCGGUUUCGAACCGGCGGAAAGAGAAUAUCAGCGACGGCUGGAACUGGACAGAAGACAUCGGGAACAACUGGACCAUCUUUCGGAAGAUUCCGAAGACUUUUCGGAGGGCGAGAAGGACAGUCGCUUUGGGGAAGAAGUCGUCAGCGGGAAGUUUCAUCGGGUUCACAAAGUCGAUCCUGGUUCGUUUUGGGAUAUUUAUGGAAGAAAAGGUUCGGAAAGGAUGAAUAGCUUGAGAGUUUGUGAAGUUUCCGAGUUCAUCUUUCAGAUCUGAAAAAGGACUUUAAAAAAUCUUUGCUUGGGUUUUUUUGAGUCUGGAACAUACAUAGACAGACCAUUUUCAAAGACCGCCAACCCCUCCUCUCAACUUUUCAUAAAUUAAAAUUGAUACUACCUCCCUGAGGCGGAAACUUGUAUUAUUGUGGCCAAAUGUACCUCUCUGAGGUUGAAAAUGGAUUUUAUCUCUAAUUUUUCUAAUUCUUGUGAGCCAACCCCUCCUCCCGGGCUGAACAAAUUCUGAAUUUGCCCAUCUAUGGUCUGGAAACUAUGAAUCUAUGGAAAGUGUGACCCCGCAAAAAGUCGAUUUGAAUAAAAAAAUACAUUCCUUAUUUCCAAAAUCCCUUUUCUGAUGCAUCUUCUAAUUUUUUUUUACCAGGUUUUUCCAUGUUUUGCUGACUUUUUACCCUCUGAAGCCAAUGUUUUGGUUUUUAAAUUUUCCAAUUCUCGCUUGGCCGAAAUUUUUCCGAAAAUGCAAAUUCCAUUAGUUGCUUCUCAAGUUCAGAAAAGUAGGAUAAUAAUAAAUAUUCAGAAAAAAAUCAAUCAAUAUUUUUUGACAGACCCUCCAACGCCACAGUACGUUCCGCGAAUCGAUGUGUCAAACUUGAGGGAUGAAAAUAUCAACAGCGACCUUUCAACUUUGUUGGCUUCAUUCCAAAGGCCCCUAGAAAAUGUAUAUUUUAGCCGUUCUGGCCAUCCGAGUCCGCCGGUCCAGCCAGGCCAGAAGAAAAACGGCCAGAAAAGCUCUGGAUCGAGUGAAGAACGCUUUUUCGGGGCGAAUCUCCGCAAACCGACCGAAAUCAACCCGUUCGCUUCGCCGCAACGAUACGACAAGCUGACGCUGGAAAAGGAACUUUCGAAAGUUUCGGGGCUCCCGAAAGUAGGGAUUUUUGUGAUUAUUUGGGACAGGAUAAAUGUGAAAUUAGUGGGAAGUUCCCAAAAAAAAACUGACAAUUGAAAGAAAAAUGGAAAAUUGAGAAAAACGAAGAAAAAAGCGAAACGAGACAUAUUGUCCAUAGAGCAACUUUACUGCAAAACGCACCCCAAAAGUUUUUUUGUGGGUUUUCAAAAAUUUUUCAAAAAGAAACGGUCAAAUUGAGCUCCAGACUAACAUUCCUACCCGAGGAAACGUUUAUUUUCGGAAAUAUGAAGUUUUAAAUUUUUAUUUUAACACAGGAUAAUUUGGAAAUUUGAAAUAAAGAACUUCAAAAUUUUGGUAUUUGGCCCAGGCAGUUCUUUUUUUACAUUUGAGGAAAUUAGAAAAUUCCAAAAUUUACACUAAAAUAACCUUGAUUUCUAGUACGAAAACAAAAAAAGAAAAGAAAAAAAAAAAUUGAGAUUGAGAUUGAACCAAAAAAACCCGAAAAAAACCUCAUUAAUGCAAACGGGAGCUUUUUUCUGAGAAUUUCUAGGGAUCACUUAAGAGUACUGACGCCGCUAAAGUGGCCACUAGAAAUCCUCAGAAGUUUACGGUUUGAGUCCGACAAGGCGAGAAAUUUUUUUCAGAAUAGAGUUUUUCAAUAAACAAUUUAUGCAAUUUUGUUGAAUUUCUUCUUGUUUGCUAAGUUUUUUUUUUUCAUUUUUUAGUUUUUAUGAAGAAUUAGGUUCUUUAAGCGAAUUAUAUAGUUUUUUAAAUCCAAAAAAAUUAGGUUAAUUAUAUAUAUUUUUUUGAUUGUAUGUGUUGUGGAAUGCGGAGUCCCCGUAAACCUACACACAAAUAAUGUGCGCGCUAGCGUACAUGAUUUCUGCGUAGAACCAGGCUUGUGCGUCAGGCCGGGCGGCCCGGCCCGGGCUUCGGGCCUCAUUUUUCAGGAAAAAAAGCCCGCGUGGGCUCGGGCCUGGGCUGGGCUUCAAAAAAAAUUUAAAAUUUUUGUUUAAAAAAAUUUUUCACCGAAAUGUGACUUUUACUUCUGAGAUCAUAGUUUUUUUGUUAAGCUUUAAGAGAAAAAAAUGAGCAAAAACGUGAUUUUUGUCGUAAAAAAACUUGAUAGCCGACUAGAAAAAAAAAUGCGCGAUUCGGGCCGAGCGGGCCAUUUUUUCUUGGGGCCCGCUAAGGCCGUGCUGGGCCGGGCUUACGAAGUGGUCGGGGGGCCGGGAGGGUGACGGGCCGGCCCUCGCACAAGCCUGCGUAGAUCCCAUUAUAGGCCUAAAAUGUUUUUACCUCAAUAUUUGGUUGGUAAUCAAUAGUUGUUCUAGAUAUUUUUGUAUAGUAGUUAAGUGUAUAUAUUUGUGAGAUAAAUAUAUACUCAAAGGAGUGUUAAAGAUCGUUCUAAACUAUUAAAAAGUAUGAAUUAUUGACGCAAAGAUAUUGACAUUCUAUAAUCCUUAUAUAACGGGAAAAUCAUUUACAGAAGACUCCCAGAGCGGAAGACGUCGUCCCAACGGAUGCCGUUGUAUUGAAGGACUCGAGGUGAAACAUAUAAAUAUUUUUUUAUAAAUUUUUUUAUGAACAUUUAAAAAAAUGACUUUUGAGAUGAGGAGGUUAUUUUUGUACAGCUUUUUUCUCGCAUUUUUCAAAAAAAUUCACUUAAAAUCGCAGGAAAAGACGUUUUUUUGAAUUGAAUUGUACCUUUUUUUCGAAAUACGAUUUUUGUACCCUAUUUUUGGAUAGUUUCAUAAAAAGUCAUCAAUUUAUACGAGUCAAAAAAUAUUAUUUAUUAGAAAUCGAAAUCGGAAAAAAUCGGAAUAAAAAUGUUUUGAAAAGUCACUUUUUAUGACCAAAUAAGUAUACGGAAUAAAUAUUUUUGGGUUUCAAGAGUUCAAAUAAAGUUCUUUCGCGACGAAAAAUUUGAAAAAGUGUGUAAUAAAGCUGUUCAUUUUUGGAAAUGGUCGCAAAAAAAUUCAACGGAAAAAAAAAUCAAAAAAUCAAAAAUUUUUCAAAAAAAUUGUCAUUUCAUCAGGUUAACAUUUGCAGUAAAAAAAUUGUUUCCGGAAAGUUUUUAAAUUAUAUUUUUUUAAAAUAAAGGUUCAUUUUUUUCAAAAUGCUACAUAGACGAGAUGCAAAUGCAAAAAAAUUUCAAAAAAAUGAAAUUUUUUUCAACUGAAAUAGUGAUUUUUUUCAAAUGACGACAAAAUUCCUUUUUUUCGAUUAAAAAAAUUGAAAGAGUAGAAGGAAACUUUUUGAAUUUAUUUUUUUCAUUGCUUUGUUAUUUGAAUAAUUCUAGACUUCUCGUGGGAAAUUUUUGAAUUUCUGGAUUUUUGUGCUGUAAAAUGAACAAUAAUCAGUUGGAAUUUUAAUUUUUUUUUUUGUUUUCGAAUUAUUAACGGUUGGAAUGGUACUUUUUCCGGUUUUCGGACAUGUUCUGAUAUUUUUUUUCGCCAAUUUUGGCUGUUCUGAUUUUGUAUGAUUCUUUUUUUCCUUCAGCUUAUAAGUUAAUUAUCUAGGAGAGAAGUGAGGUUUAUCCGAUCUCAACCAAUCAUUUCAACGCAAAGAAGUACGCUGACCCAGACUUCCGAUGUCGAGAGAAAAGAAGGCGGAACCCAGACUUUCUCGGAAAAAUCAAGCUUCAAAGAUGACAUUGAGGUUACCUUCCGAGUUUAAAAUCGGAAUAAAUCUCUUAUUUAUCAGAAAAUCGACAUCGCAACGGAUCCGCCGUCGUUCGAUGAACUGGCGCCGAAAGUUGAUCAAGGUAUUUUUGAGAUUGGUCGCAUUUGGAAUGGCUCGAAGCGUUGCGGCUCGAAAUAUAUUGUCAGAAUGAAUGAGUUCUUUGAGAUGAUGUAGCGCGCAAGUCGGUUUGGGCCGGGCGCACUUUGAAGCAGCCCAAAGUUUCACACAGAAUCGUAGUUUAUUUAAAGUUUCACAUAUUUUCAAUAUAAAGGUUUUUUUUCAAAAGUUCUAUCGAUGUUUCAAUAUCAGCAGGCGUAAGCCGUUUAGAGUCGGAUGAACUUGCAAUUUAGGCUCGACAUGAAAAUAGAAAAAUCAGCUUUUCUGUUUUUUCUUCGAUUUUUUCGAAGAAAUGUCUCACAGACUUUCAACAGAAAGUCUUCAUUCGAACUCGUUCUUGCGUUUUUUGAUAUAACUGCGCGUAACCGCUUUGAGUCGGAAGCAGCCGUUGAAACAGAGAAUAAGUGUUUUGUAAGACUCGAAUUCAUUUUUUCAAGUGAGCUGCUGGAAAAAAAACAGUUAGCGAUCCAGAUUUUUCACUGUUUCAUUAUGAGACUUCAAACCUUGAAUUUUAGAUCUUUCCAAAUUUGACCCUUCAGCUCCUUCGACAUCAAACUCACGAUCUUCAACCCCUAGUGACCUCAGCGACGGAGAAAUUUUGGUCGCUCAAAAAAGCUCUUCCAGGUAAUUUUUGAAGGAAGUAAACUGUUCAAAAAUAAUUAAUGAACCUUUUAAAGGAGCAUAGACAAGUUUAUCGAAAGAAUCUCGAGACGAAAAGCUUUCUCAAUAGAAUUUUCAACUAAAAAGCUAAGAAAAAAAUUGUUUUGGACUAAAAACCUCAGUUCACUGUUUCAAUUUUAAACUUUCAGCGAGUUCUCACAAAUUCAAAAUCAGUUCAUCAGAUCAAUAUAUUCGUUAGAAAAAAAGAGGUGAUCGAAAAAAAAUUAAUUUCUUGAAAAUAUUUCUAUUUUUUUGAUAUUCAGAUAGAAUUUUGCGCCUAAAAUUUUGCUUUUUAGGCAUUUUGAAGCUUUUGGAGUAUAUAUGCUCAUCUUUUUUUAAAAAAAGUAAAUUUCAAAAAGAAUAAUUUUUUUCAGAAAAAAAUUCCUGGAAAAGUGAUGACGGUUCGGCCCGAUGGCAGCAUUGUUAUGGAUGAGAGGUAAUUUUAGAAAAUUUUGGCUUAAGGAAAAAAUGUCGAAAAAAGGCGAAGAAUUCAUUGACAAUAAGUGAAAAAAAAAUUCUCUUUUUGAAGAUUUUUUGGAAUUUGAAAAUUGUUUGAGAGUUUCCAAAUUUUUCUCAGAAUCGCUCAGUAGAUUGCGGUUUCAGAGAAGAGAUUUGAAUGGAAGCAUUUUUCGAUUUUUAUUCUAGUUCGGUUCACGCUACGUAUAUUUUCCUUUAAAGUCCGCUCAAAAAUCGCUGAGGGUUUUUAAAGGAGCAUAGGCUGACUUCAAAAAAGGUUUCGAGGCGAAGAACCGAUUUUACUGUGUUUUAUAGCCAAAAAGACGUGAGAAGACUGUUUUUAGAACUAAUUCGUGAUUUUUUUUUUGUUGAAGGAUUUUAAGAAGUGAGCUUUCAAAAAAAUUCUAUGGAAUUAUGAUCUUAGAAAAAAAUUAUUCCGAUUUUUUUAGGAAAAUUUCAAUUAUUUCAGUAUGUUUUAACAUAUAUUGCAGUUUCAGAGAAGAAUUAUCAAUUGACGUAUUCUUUUUAUUUAAAUUGGUCCGUUAAACUUUGUUGAUCUCCCAGUAAAGACCGCAUCACAUUUUUUUAAAGGAGCAUAGGUUGAAUUUGAAAAAUGGUCUCGAAAAAUGAAACCAUUUGAGUAGGAUUUUCAGUUUUGGAUGAUGUUUGAGACUCAAAAAAAAGGGUUUGGAUAAAAUAAAUACUUUUUUUUUUAGAAUUUUUUGUUUCUUUGUGUAAACCUUAGAUGACAUGAUUUUUAUGAUGAAUUAACCUCAAAUUCUUGAAAAAAAGCUGCGGAAAAUAGACAGAUGCGUUGCGGCCGCGAAGCGGUUUUCAAGAAGAUGCGGCCGACCAAAAACGGCUCGCGCUUUUGACUACUAUAAACCAUUAUUUCCACAAAAACACUUCCAAGCUAGUUUUUGAAGCCGCAGCGCAACUGCAACGCGUACAGCCAUUCCAAAUGCGACCGAACUCAUGUCAAAGUUUUUUUGUCUUCCAGAAGCAUUCCUGAGGUCGAAUCGCCCAAAAAAGACCCAAAAAACCGAAAAUGGCGACUCGUCCGGAGUUUCUCCGACUUCAACCUUUCCAAUUCUGAAUGGUUCUCACGUCUUCACUCCCCCAAGGGCAAGGACAAAGAUGGCUUCGUUAAGGAUGUCAUGCACAAAAUUAGUCAUAGGUCCUUUUUUUUUUAUUAUAAACCAAGGCCUCGGCUUUUAAAGGGCUUCCAAAUGAGACUAAUUUUGCUGGGUGCAGGUUUUCCGGGUUGUAUGAUCAGACCACGCGAAAAAAUCAGGAUCUGAAGAAAAUUAGUUUAAUUUCCAGCGAGAUCUGCAUGGGUAAUUAGAGCUGAUAACUGAUAAAUGAUUAUUUUCAAACGAUUUGAAAGUUUCCGACUGUCUGCGUCUCUCUGUUCCCUCGCCGGCGAGGUCAGAGAAACAUGAAAAUAGCACGGCUACAUGAGAGGGUCACUGAGAGACAGGGAGGGCCCAGAGAAAUUGUUUUGAAAUUUCCAAGAGCUAGGUGAAAUUUCAAAUUUUCAGGUUCGGAUCGAGAUCUUCUUCUUCCGCGAAAGGCUCUGGAUUAGCCGGUAGUUCUCCGAAUUUGAGUCGGCCGGGUAGAUUUUUGAUUUUUUUUAAAAAUUUUCCUCCUCUGACUGAAGAGGAGGACGGCAAAGUUUGAUUAAAUGAGAGUGGAAAAAAGAGCCGCAAAAUUAAUCAUCCUUUGCUCCAAGUUCGCUCCAUUAAGGACCCAAUUUUCAGGCCAGAUUUGAUUAUUUUUAUUACUUCUUCUACACUUUUUAAAGGUAAAUGAAAAAAAAAGCGGGAAAUAGAAGCAGUAGAGUGAAAAAUUCAACUUCAAGUUAGAAGAUUAUUUAUUUUGCUGCAAGCUCGCUCCACUGAGAAUUUGUAUUUUUUCCCAAACAUGACUUUUUUUUUCUCCCAAUUGUUACAGGAUAUUGGAGGGAAUAUCGGGAAAAUUGAGCCAUAGAGUUAAAAAUUCAACUUCAAGUUAGAAGAUUAUUUAUUUUGCUGCAAGUUUGCUCCAUUGAGAAUUUUUAUUUUUCCCAAACUCGACUUUUUUUAAAAAUUUUUUUCCUCAAUUUUAACGGGAUAUAAGACAGAAAGUCGGAUAAUAUAAGCUGUAGAGUGAAAAAUUCAACUCCAAUAAAAAGAGAAUUCAUUUUGCUGCAAGUUCGCUCCAUUGAGAAUUUGAGUUUUUAUCCCAGAUUUGACUCAUUUUUCCUCUUUUUCUGUGAUAAAUUAGAAUUUCUGUAGUCAAAUAUCAUAUGAAGAAGUUUGUAUCUUCAUUUUUUCAUUCCUGAUUUCCAAAAUUCAGAAACCCCGAAAACUCCGAUAGCCAUUGAUUUCGACGAAUUGGAAGAAAAAAGACCCCAAUAUCAAUUUUUCGUCUCUUCCUCCCCCAAUAGAUCGAUUCGCAUUGCGGAGGAGGACUUGUCUUCCAGUACUGGUAUUGAUUUUUUGAUUAGAUCAUCCGAAAAAGGUCAUUUUAGACCUACCAACCUCUCCAAACUGUUCCCAUUCGAAAAAUUCGCCGAGAAGAGGUCCGCCUAUCGUUUUGGAAGAUCAUGACGUUCCCGUUUCUCCGCGGGUUAUUAUUGAAAAGAGUUUCCAGAAAGAAUAGAUUUUUCUAGAAGAAAAAUGGCCCUUCAAGUCGAAUGUACCCCAAUUCGCCUUCUUCAUCUUCUUCCUCUUCUUCGAAAAUUUCAUCGCCCGGAUUUUCCAGAGGCGAUUUUGUCAGAGGCGAGUUUUUAAUAAAAGCCAUAUUCGUUCAAUAAACUACGAAAUUAGUUGAAAAUGAAAUUAAAUUUGCUGAGAAACCGGAAAAAAAGUUUAAAUUUACUUGGAUGAUUUUUUUAAAGUUGCUGGAAAAAAAGUCGAAAACUCCCCCAAAAUUGAACACGUUUUUUUAAAUUCAGAAAAAAACCGAAAAAAAUUUAACUUUACCUAAAAAAACUUCUAUUUCUGACCAAAAAAAUUUAAUUCACAUGGACAAGUAUUCAAAUUUUUCUGGAAAAACCGAAAAAGAAGCUUAAAAAAAGUUAAAUUCUCUUUUAAAAAAAUUUUCUUGAAUUCCUAAAAAAAAAUUUUUUCCGAUUUUUCACGGAAAAAAAGUGAGUUUGAAGCUCAAAAAAAUUUUUUUAGUUUUUUUCAUCAAAUUUUUUUCUAUUUUUUUCAUCAAUUGCAGGUGAUAUUAGCUUUGAAAAACUUUCCAACUUUCGAAAAAAAUUUACUAAUUUCAGCUUGAAAACUGUUCAAAAAGUUGAAAAAUUUCAGAAAAAUUGCUAAAAAAAAUCCGAGACCAUUUUUUUCUUCAUUGUGUCACAUAAAAAAAUGUCAUGUUCGGAAAUGUAUCAACAAAAAAAUGACAAACAUGGAAAUUUAAAAAAAUUCGGAAAUUUUUGGAAGUCAAAGUCGUUUCCGUCAUAUCUAACAACAUAAAAAAAUGUUCAAACGAUAUUUUGAGCCAAAUUUUUCUCGAAAUUUCACUGAUUCAAAAAAAAAAAAAUCAUAAUUACUUUUGAAUAACGGAUCAGUAUUCGACCCUAAACUUUUUUAUAUUCGAAAAAAAGUUUUGUUCAAUUUUUCCCGAGUAUUUUGAAGAAACUCAUUAGAAAACCUGCCAUUUAUCCACUAAUGCUUCCUUUUUUUUUCGCCUAUUUUCCAGCAUUCUCGUUGUUUCUCUCAACGUCUGGCCAACACAUCUUUUCUCUUUUUUUUUUCCUGCCCCCUUUUUGUUAUUUUCCAUCAAGUUGUCUUUGUUUCCUUCCUUAUGAUCGAUUUUUUUUAAAGAACUUUUAGAACACUUUGCGGUUUCUGAAAAGUUUCAAAUAUAAUUUUUUUCUUCGAAAUAAUGCUGAAUUAAAUUUCUGAAUCCUUUAGAUAGAAGAAUAUUCGAAAAAAAGCGACAUUUUUCAAAAAUUUUUUUGGUCGAUUUUUCCGCUUAUUAUCUUUUUUUCUGAUUAUCGAUCUUUUUUUCACGGAUUUUUAAAGAUUUUUUUGCGGUUUCUGUAAAUUUUUCAAAUUUGAUUAGUUUUUGUAAACAAUUGUUAUAUUUAUGCAAAUUUAUCAAAUACUUUGUUUUCCGGAAGAAAAAUUUUUCUUUUUUUAUUUCCGCUGAUUUUUCUUCGUUUGUAAUCGACUUUGGUUUUUUUCAACGAUUUUUGACAUACCUUUGCCGUUUCAGAGAAGUUAUUAAUCGAAUUAUUAUUCUAAAAAUCAAUUUUUCGUGCUCUUUUAUUCAUAAUAAAAAAAGUUCAUUCACCAAAAAAAUGCGAAUUUGAUUUCUGCGUAUUGGUUUUUGAGUUAUUUUUUUAAUUACAAAAUUUUUCAUUUUUUUCCCUUUUUUUCCGUUUUUUUCACCGAAAAAUGCUCAUUCCGGAAAAAAAGAAACCAUGAAAUUUACGAUAAUAAUCUCAGAAAUCUCCGCAAAACGUCAAAUUUUGAAGGAAUCCGCGUUUUUAAAGCGUGUCCUCCGCUUGGAAAUAUCGAUUUCGCGACUUUCUCUUUCUUUUUGAGGAUUUCGAGACCAUCUUGUUGCUUUUUCUCAUCCAUUUUCAUAUGAACAGAAAUUUUUUUGGCGCUUUUUUCGGAUUUGAAAUCAAGUUUGAUCGUGUUUAUAAUUUUUUUGACUUUUUAUUAAUUUUUUAGAAGAUGAGGAGGGGUAGAAAAAAAUCUGAUGAAGUUGAUUUUUUUAGGGUUUUAACCGAAUAAUUUAAUUAUUUUUGAAAAUUGCUAGUAAUUAUCUAAUUGAAAACUGUUAUUUUUCAACUUUCUUAUCAUUUGGACACGUUUCUCAUCAAUUUUUUUAUCAAUUUGACCAUUUUUAAGGUCCGAAAACGGACGCUUUGAAACAACGGACGGAAUCGACCUGCGACCGAAUCUCCCGAAUGUCCUUGGAAUGACCCAUUUUUUUCGUGCCUGCGCAUCUUAAUUUCCUUUUUUUGUCUCUUCUAAUUGAUUAUUUAACCUUUUUUUCUGUUCCUAAUGUCGAUCAUGAAGCGUAAUUUUGAAAAAAGUUUGAUUUUUAUUGAUUUUUCGCUUUGAAAAUCGCCAUUUUUUAAAAUUUUCUUCCUGCAAUGGCUUUUUCCUUCGUGCCUGCACAUCUUACUUUCCUUUUUCGUGUCUUUAAAUUGAUUAGAUCACCUUUUUUUCUGUUCAAAAAAAUUCGAUUAAAAGGCAUCAAUUUUUUUGUUUGUAAAAUUAGGAUUUUUAAAUGACAUUUCGGUUUCAAAAAAACAUCAAUUUUGGGUGUUUUAUUGAAAUUUUUCUCUGGAAUGGCUUUUUUUCUUCGUGCCUGCGCAUCUAACUCUAUUUUUUUGAAUAUUGCAUUUAAUAUUUACAAUGGUUCUUUUUUUGUUUCAAAGAUAUCAUUUUUUUGCUGUAAAAUUUCAGUUUUUUUGAUGACUUUUUCUCAUGAAAAAUGUGUCAGUUUUAACGGUUUAUUUAUUUAUUUAUUUAAAUUUUUACUUGGAAUGAGUUUUUUUCUGUCUUCCUGAGCAUCUUACAUUCUAUUUUCUUCAAGUGAAGGAUUUUUUCAUUCUCUGUUGAAAAAAAUAAUUAUUUUUUAAAAUUUACUCUUUCAGGUCAUUUUUCCGCUUGGAUCUCAUUAUUCUCCACUUUUUAGAGCAUUGUUUUGCUUUCUUCACCAAUUUUGGUCAUCUAGAAGUCUGAAAUUCAAGGAUAAUUCAUUAAAUAACAUUGUUUGUACUAUAAUUAUCACUAAAAUAAUGGUUUUACCAAUUUUCUAGGGACUUUUUGAUCGAUUUUCCGUUCUAACUUGUUUUUUUUUUCAAGUUUUUUAAGAUCUCAUUUUUUUUGUCUGGGUUUUUAUUCUUACUUGAUCUCUUGUCCAUUGAAUGAAUUGUUUUGAAAUUUGAAAUUUUUUGAAAAUCGCGAAAAAAAAUGGUGUUGAACCAUUGAAAUACAUGAUUUUUUUUUUGCGAAGAUAAAAAUAUUUUUCCGAAGACGUCAGUGGGACGACGAGGCUGCACGACGUCAGGACGUGAUGACGUCAUCGACGACAGACGACGACGAUGACGUCACCAGGGACCUGAUUCCAGGCAGUUGCGGCGUCGUCGAGUGAGCCUUUUUUUCUUGAUUUUUUCGGUUUUUUAGAUGAUUUAAUACAAUAUAACCUGUCUGGGCCCUCUUCUGUCUAAUCGGAAGAGACGGAGUAAAAAGAAAAUAGCAUAUAAAAUAGGAGGGUUUAGAGAAGUCAGACUUUAUUAGUUCGCGAUGAAUAAGGUUCAAUGGAGCUUUUUGGACUUUUUUUUUCUAAUCGAAAUUUUUCAGACGAUUUGAAACAGUCUGACCUGUCUGCGCUCUCUCUUCUCUCUCAUGGUAAUUCAGAGAGAAUUGAAAAUAGCACGUGGGAGCGUGAGGGCGCAGAGAAGUCAGAUUUUUAAGUUUUGGUGAAUAAAAGGUCGAUAAUGGAUUUUUUUCAUAGAAAGGUCAUAAAAAAAAUAAAAAAGGAGAGAGCAUGGAAAAGUAUGAGGGGCCAGAGAAGUCAGACGAUGAAUGGACUUUUUCGCCGAAUUUUCUCAUUUUUUUUUUGUUUUGACCAUUUGAAACAGUCUGGAAUGUCUGCUCCCUCAUUUCUCUCACCAUAAGUCAUAGAAAAGGGAAGGAGCAUGUGAAAAUGAGAGGGCGCAGAGAAGUCAUAUUUACAAAUUCCGAAUAAGGGUCUAUAAAAUUUAUUAAUUUCUGCCGCGGUUCACUAUAUGAAUUUGUUCAGCAUUAAAAAAAUCUGUUAUGUCUGCGCCCUCUUUUCCCUCGCCAAAUGUCCUAAAAAAGGGAAAAAGCAUGAGAAAAUAAGAGGGCGCAGAGGAAUAGAGAUUAGAUUGUUUUUUAAACCCGUCCGAAUUUAAUAAUUUCUAAAUUCAUCUAUUAUACGAAAUUUAUCGAACCACUAAAUUUCAAGCAGAAUUACAUAAAUGAACGCUUUGAAACUGUUUUCUAGUCUUGCAGUUUCAAUUUCUGAUUUAUCGCGAGCAACUUUUAUCAGUUUCUCUCUAGUUCCUCGCAAUGGAAAACUCUUUUUGCUAGCGUUUUCUGGGAUUUUUGGCUAUUUUUGGUCUUUUUCCUGACGUUACCGUUGCGUUUGUGCAAAUAAUGUCAACGUAAAAGAUAGGGGAAGGGUUUUAAGCACCUUAUUUUCAGAAGAUUCUUGGAAUUUUUGGCGUUUUUGUGGUUUAAAGGAGGCAGAGCUGCAAUUUCGAUGUUAAAAUGAUUUUUUUCCGUCUUUAGGAUCAUUUUCUCGAUUAAAUUCAAAAUUUGAACUCUCUUGGGUCGUUUUUGAACGGUUCAUUCUUUCAAAUUUUAAUAUUUUCGUCAUUUUCUAACUGUCUGACCGGUCUGCGCUCUCUUUUCUCUCGCAUGGGAAUUCAGAGAAAUUGGACAUAGCACGUAGAAACGAGAGGGCGCAGAGAAGUUAGACAAUUUUAAAUUAUAGCUCAAUGGAUAUCAUAUUGAUGGAAAAAAUUUGAACUUUUUCUUACCUACGUCAUUUUUCGGUUUCAGUUCGUCUUUUUCAAAGUUUUUAUUUGAAGUUCUCCGGUGCAUUGGUUGAGUACAUCAUCAUCAUCAUCAUUCAUUCAAUACGAAUAAUAAUACAGUUCAAGGGCCGAAAAGACCUCUAACAGAACCAAUUUUCAAAAAGGGAAAUUUAAACAUUAAAAACAGCAACAAACCGUUUAAAAGUUAGAAGAUAUUUUGAGAAAGUCAGCCAGAAGAUCGGGGUUGUUUUCUAAAUAGAUUUUGAAUCGCAUAGAAUCAUUACAUAGAUCAAAUACAACAUCGGGAAGGGAGUUCCAAACAUUAAUUAUUCUGAUACUAAAAAACGAGGCAACGAUGUUACUAUUAUGUCUUAUAUUUGAACGUAAAUAAUAGCGAUGGCGACGCAGCGCACGGACACGGGGGAAAAAAAGAAGAGACUAUCGAAAUCAAUGGGGACUUCUCUAAGUACAAUUUUUAUAAACAAGAGACAUGUCAAAGAUGAGGCGUCUUGUCUCAAGAGUUUUGAGACUAUUUUUCAGAUAAACAAGUGAAAUAAGAGUGGUAGGGCAAGCCACAACGAUGGUAAGCUCGGAAAAAGGAAACUUUUUCUGAACACCUUCAAUCAAAACAAAAUAUUGUGAGAGUCAAUUGGAGCAUAGACUACAGAACAAUAAUCAAUAAUAGGACGAAUAUACACUUCAAAGCAUUUUAAAUACAAUGAAAGCUCAGUGGAUCGAAACACGUUAAACAUAACAUUUAUGCGACAUUUACACCGUCUGCAGAUUUCAGAUAUAUGAUCAUUGAACUUAAGGUUAUUUGAGAAAACUACACCAAGAUCUCGAACUGAAAGUUUAGGCUGUAAAGCCAUGUUUGAAAUUUUAUAAGAAAUAUUUGAGUUACGUUUUCCGAAAUGAAUAGAAUAGCAUUUAGUUGGAGCUAUAGCCAUUUGCCAUGUUGAACACCAGUUUUUCAAGUAAUUUGAGGUCUUCUUCGAUGACAGUAGAACUAGAGGUUUUUGUGAGCGAAGGAAAAAUUUUUAAAUCGUCAGCAUAGAGAAGGGGCGCAGAGCGAAAGUUAUCCGUAAUGUCGUUAAUAAAAAGUAGAAACAGAAGGGGUCCGAUGACCGACCCCUGGGGUACGCCGGAGAGUACAGGAGCGGGGUCGGAAAGUACUCCAGAAAGAGAAACACACUGCACACGAUUAGUCAAGUAGGAUUCGAUCCAGCCAAGAAGAAGACCACAAAUGCCGUAAAAUUGAAGCUUGUAAACAAGUUUAGCAUGAGAGUCAGUAUCGAAAGCCUUGCAAAAGUCAAUAUAGAUAGCGUCCGUGCAAAGGUUACUGUUUGCAUUUUCAAAAAGAUUUGCACAAUAUUGAAUUAGUUGAAUAGACGUGUUAUAUUUAGGGCGGAAUCCAAAUUGGUUAGAGUUUAACAAAGAGUUAGAGUUGAGAAAAACGCUGAAAUCAUGCACAACUAUUUUUUCAAGACAUUUGCAAACUGAACUGGUUAAACUAAUUGGACGGUAAUUUGAAGGGUCAGAUCUACUUCCUUUUUGUGUAAGGGUUUGAUAAUGGCUGUUUUCCAAACAGAUGGAAUUUGACCAGAUCGGAGAGAGGCGUUAAAAAAAUAAUAGAAAGAGGAUAGGCGAGAGAUGUGGAACAGUUUUUUUGAGCAAAAUGGAGGGAUUUCAUCCGGAGUAGUGUUACAUUUAGAGGGCAUUCUACGAAGAAAAAGCUUCUAUUCUGUGCGCUGGGAGAUCUAUGACAGAUAAACGGUUAGAUGUUUUAGAAACACAUGGCGGAGUUUUUCCGUCAUCGAUUGUGAAAAAUGAAUGAAAUUCUGUAGAUAAGAGGUUAGCUUUAGCGAAGUUGCAGGUAAGUGCCUCUCCAUCAGAGGUUUUUAGAACGUUGAUAUCAUCCUCAGACUGACCACUCAGAAGUUUGGCAUGCUUGAAGAAAUUGUGUUGAUUGCCUUUUUGAACUAGGCCUUUUUCUCUUUGGAUCCGCAAGGACCAAGUAAGUUUGGAAAUUUUUUUGGAAAUUUUUUUAUAAAGAUCGGAGUUUCCCUCUCUUCUCGUACUCGGAAAAAAUUGAAGUUAACCACGUCAAUGAAAACCGGACGUUUUCAGGCAUUCCUAGGGAUCACUUAAGGGUUCUGAAGCUACUAAAAUGGUCACUAAAACGUCCGAAUUUUCGGGUUUUUUGAGAUCCCACAAGGAGGUCAUUUUACUUCCAGGUUGGGAAUUUCUUGAAAAUUGGCCAGAAGAAUCCUUGAUGUAUUAAAAGAAGAUUCUGAAAGCCUCAUUUUGCAAAACCUCCUAGUUUUCGAGAAAUCAUCCCUCAAAAUCCUUGAAAAUAGGAUUUUUUGGGACUUUGAGUCCUUAUUUCUUGAAAAGUAGGAAGUUAUACAAAUUGAGACUUUCAAGAUCUUUUCCUAGUACUUCAAUGAGUUUUUUGGCCGAGUUUCAAGAAAUUUCCAAGAAAAACUUUAAUUAUCUCCCUUGUUUCUUGAUAAGCUGUUUCUUAUGAAUCACCGAUUUGGUAAUCAACGAGUUCGUUUCACUAAUGAUAAAGAGGAAAUUUUCCCCAUUGUAUGAAUCAUUUAUUUAAGUAUUUUUUUGAGCGUUAUCUGACCAUGAAAAAAAUUUUUUUCUACGUCCGAGAUUCCAAUUUUUAGCCCAAAAAAAUGACAAAAAAAUGCCUUGAAAUCGAAGUUUUUUUGGAUUUGAUUGGAAAAAAAUGGUACCUUUCUGGUCGUUAUUUAAAAAGUUUUUUUCUAUUGAAGAAGUUGAUAAAAUUCAAUUUUUUUGGCAAUUUUUGACAGUCUGACCAGAAAAAAAGAGUGGAAAUUCUACUAUUUUUUUAAUUUUUUUCCGGUAGUUUUACUAGUUUUUUUCAAUAAGUAGGUUUAACAAUUUAUUUAUUAAGAUGAAAAAAAUCGUAAUAAAUAUCCCGAUUGUUCCACUUUGUUUGCUUAUAAGGAAGAUAAGAAAAAGUACGAGUUGGACAAAAAAUUCACGUGUCAAUCUGCUCCACAAAUCAGGCUCUUGUAUCAUUAUGAUUUUCAUUCUUUGAACUUGAUUUUUGAAUUUUCUGUCUGGAGGUUUAUUUUUAGUACUUUCCAGCCUUGAUUGUUCCUUUCUCACUGGUUUUAGAUUACAUUAUAUAAAGUCUUUCACGUUUUUAAGGAAAUAGUGUGCUAAAAUGAGAGAUUCAGACAUAUUUUUUUAGUAUUUAUAUACUUUUUUUCCAAGCUAACGGUGAAUGAAUGAUCAAAAUCUUAUUACGGCUCCAAAAAACCAAUUUUUUAAAAAUUUGUCUAAUUUUUCUUUUAUUUUUUUACCCUUAAUAUCAUUGAAUUAGUAGAAAUUCAAAAUCUCAAUUUUUUUCGAUUUCGACGUUUUUAUUCAACUUUUCAUAAUGACAAUCGGCGAAGUCGUUUGCGGUCACACGCAAAUGGAAAAAAAGCAAAAAUUUUUGAAUUUUUCUUUCUCAUCUUAUCAUUUUUCUGAGAAUCAUUUUUUUCAGAUAAGAAAGCUCUUAUCACUUAUUUUUUUCUCUCGAUUUAUUCUCUUUCAUAAAUUUUUUUCUUCGUUUUGAGAUUUUUUUGGUCGCAUGGGGAAUGGCUCAACGCGUUGCGGAUGCAAAGCGGUUAGAAAGUGCACCCGACUUGAAACGACUUUGGAACCUUGGCAUUCGAAAUCGCCGGAUUAUAUAAUCGAACCGCAACGCUUUGAGCCAUUCCACGUGCGACCACCGACUUUUAGAAUUUUUAUAUUUUUUUUUCUCACUUUCAAGGAAUUAAUGCAAGCUUCGACGGUUUCCUCGGCGAUUCUUGCCGCGGUUCGAGCAAUUUUCCUCAGGCGCCGAUUUUUUGAAUUUUCCAAUUACUUUGGACGAAAAAAAUGACGAGAAUUUAAAACCAAAGAAGAAGUUUAAACAAGUGAGAAGAAGGAAAAGGAAGUGAGUUUCAUGAAAUUAUAAAAACUUGGUUUUUUUUGUUGUUAUGAGAAGUGGAGUGACAUAUUUCCCGUGAUUGAAAUUCGAAAAAUCUCGUGCAAAGUCGGAAUGGUGAAUAAUGGCCACUAAAAGAGAGAGGCUCAAAAAAGGCCGCAGAAAGGCUGCAAAAUGGAAGCAAAAGGGCUGCAAAGAAGGCCCCUUUAUCGAGCCAUCCAUUUUUCUGGGAUUUUGAAGGCUCGAAAAUGGUGGAGAAAGGGAGAGGCAGCAAAAAUGGUGCAUAAGGGCCGAGAAAAUGGCGCAGAAAGGCAGCAAAAAAGGAACGUUUCUAUGGAGCCAUUUCCACCAUUUCCGAUUUUCCCCAUGAAUAGGAUUUUUUCCCACAAGAACGAGAUCAAGACACCUUUGAAACAAGUACUUUUCAGCCCCUCACCUGGCUCCUACAAAAAUAAAAGGGCGUCGAAUGGACAGCCCUACGAGCCAACGCACCACGAACACGUCGCCAACACUCUUUCUCAUGCGGUUUGUCGGUUUUCAGUCGAUUUUUAAGGAUUUUAUAGACAAGAUCUAUAAAAAACGUUCCCAGGGUCCAUAGAAAAAAAGUUCAUUCGGACAGAAAAAAAUGUUUAUCAAACUUGAUUUUUUUGAAAGUUUUAAAAUUAAAAGAUUUUUUUCUGAGGCUUUUGCAAAGGCUCCACAUUCUUGUAACAGUUAGAGAAAAAGCGAACUUUUUUUAAAAAAAUAAUUUCAAAGAUCUUCAAAAAAAGUCUUCAAGAUUCUGCCUCUUGUCCCAUGAUUUUUUUAUUCAAAAAUCCGAAAAAAAGGUCGAAAAAAGUAUUUCUAGCGUCUUUCAUGUCAUUUUUUUUGAUAGAAAGGUUCAUUGUAGGAAAAAAACGUCGAAAAAUAGAAGGAAAAAAGAAAUUUGAGAAAAAAUGAACUUAAGUUUUUGAUUAAAACGUGGUUUUUCAAAACAUUUUUUUCAAUGUAUUUCAAGAAAAAAAAUUUUCAAGGUUGAAAUCAUACAUGGGAUGAGCAUGACGGGCGACAGCCAAAUCCCCCUGUUUUUUUCUCCGAUCAUUUUUUUAACUGAGAAAAAAACAUUUUUGACAAUCCCAUGUAUGGUUGAAAUAACCCAAAAACGGCCAGCUUUAUAAAUUUCAAGUUCCCUGUACUUUUUCAGAUAGGAAUAGGCCCCAGCGUACUCGUCUUCCACUAUUUUAUGAUCGGCGAAGCCCAUCGGGAGCUCCAAUAUUGGUUAAUGUUGCUCUACGGCACUUUUACGACGCUCCUCUUUGCGUCCUCCACGGUGUAUCAUACGUGUGAACUGCUCUAUCGGCAGAAAAAUGAGUGGGUUUUGAAAAAUUGAGCUUUUGAACUGAGAAGACAGUUUGAGGAAAAGUUGAUCUUCUGAGGAGUUUAAGAGAGGUCCCUAUAGAGUUUUGUUGUUUAGGGAUCACCAUAGGGGCAAUUUUACGGCCAAGAUUUUAGUGGCCCCUAUAGUGAUUCUGAACGAAAAUUCUAGGGCUCCCUAUUCCCUACAGUGACCACUCCAAAAUUUCUCAGUUGCCAAUGUCCGAGUAAUUAAGUUCUCCGAUGCUCCAGAUUACGAUGAUUCUCUAUGAAGCGAUUUUCCUUGCAUUUUUUUUCCCCUUUUUUUCUUUUGAUUUUUUUUUCUGAAUUUUUCUGUAUUUUUCAACUGAAACCUUACUAAUCAAGUUCAUUUCUUUCUGAAUUUGUAAAAAAAAGCUUUUUUUCACUGUUAGUUUCUAGAGAAAAGUUGAAUUUUUUUCAAAAAAAUUUAUAAAAACUUUCUAAAAGCUUUGAAAUUUUUCACUUAAAUCAGAUUGUUGAUAUCUUUUUUUCAGACGAAGGAAAUUACGGUAUUAUUUGCACAUAUUUGACCGAGCAGCAAUUUACCUGUUCAUCGCUGCUUCCUACACACCUUGGCUCACUUUGAGGUGAUUUUUUGAAGUUUCAUAUGGAUAAUUUUCCACUUUGAAAUUCCUCAAAUCAAGUUUCUUUGUUUUCAAUUGUUUAUAGUCUGUUCAUAUUUUGAAUGUCAAGUAGAAUGACGUCAUUCGAAAACGCUCUGUGGAUGGCUCGCUUUCUGAUUGGUUUAUCGCGCUAUUAGGGGCGGAGCUUGAGCGACAACUGAAGUUUAAAAUCUGAAUUAACUAUGGCCGAGGAUCGGCUAAACCUUAAAAAUGGGGACUUUUAUGACUUCGCAGCAUUUUUUGCAAAGCGGGCGCGCUUUUUCUGCAACCGCGGCAUGGUUCAUUUUCUCCACUUCAAGCAAUUUCAAAAAAUUUUUCAAUGUUUUUCGGCGAAAUAUUUUUUGAAUUUUUUAAGAAAAAUUGGCUUGAAAAUGUAUAAUAAUUGUUUUUCAGACAUUGCGGCUACCCGGGGCUCAACUUGAAAUGGAUGAUCUGGGUUUUCGCUAUCCUCGGCAUCCUUUAUCAAUAUAAUUUCCAUGAGAGGUUGUUUUUCACUUGUCCAUUUCACUAUUUUUAUAUCGUUUAACGGAAUAAAUUUGAAAAUUACAGAUAUAAAACCCUGGAAACGUUGUUGUACAUUGCGAUCGCCGGUGGCCCGUCCGUCGCCAUUUUUACCAUGGUUUCUAUUUUCCUUUCUAUUUUUUUCAGAUCACAGCUUCUUUAUUUAGUUCUAAAAGCUUCAAAUGAAAUGCCUAGUAGAAACGAAAUCUCUUGAAGAGUUGAAUCGUGCCGCGAUUGCAGAAAAAGCGCGCCCGUUUUGCAUAAAGUACUGCAAAAUCAUGAAAAUUCACACUUUCAAGGCCAUUCUGCGCCAAUUUUUCCAAUUUUUAUUUUUCUUUAAGCUACAGAAUCCUUCCCUUCGAUGCGCAAGAUCUGUAUUCGUACCUGCGCCUUCAAUAUGACUAAAAAUUUUCCCUUAUUUUAAAGGCGCACUCACAAAAAAGGCAAAGGGUUUUAGAGCUCGAUUGAAAACGAAAAUUGUGAUAAGCUGGCGAGGAUCGCACUAUAUAAAAAAGUUUUCUGUAUCAUUUUUAUCAUUUUUUUAAUUUCUGUUGGAUUUUUUAAAAAUUUCUUUUUAAUUUUUAAAAUUUUUUUUAUUUAACUAGUUUUUUUUUUGCAGAAUGACCGUUCCGGACUGGAUCUGAUGAUGGUCGGAGGCGCCUGUUACGCCGUCGGAGUCAUAUUUUUCAAACUGGACGGCGUUAUCGCGUUCGCCCAUGCGAUUUGGCACGUUUUCGUCUUGAUGGGUCGGUUUUCUCGGUUUUCACCCGGAAAUCGGGAAAAAAGAACUGAGAAAAGUUUUUUUUUCCGAGUUCUUUUUAAAUGAUCACUAGGGAGAUCUAAGUGGUCACUAGGGCAUAUAGAAAUUGAGUUUUGAAAUAUGUUGGUCGCAUGGGGAAUGGCUCAAAGCCUCCGACCAACCGCAACGCGUUGCCAUUCCGCAUGCGACCACAACAUUUUGAAUGCUUUUUCUGAAUUCCCGAAAAUUCUAGGAGCUUCUUGCCACACCUACGCCGUUUAUGCGCAUUUAUUAGGCCCUGAUCGGAGCAAUCCAAUGCCGGAAAUUGUACUUUGA
Caenorhabditis auriculariae is the source of this 22148-nucleotide messenger RNA. Lineage: Eukaryota; Metazoa; Nematoda; Chromadorea; Rhabditida; Rhabditidae. The record is from the annotation of a GenBank genome assembly.